CCUGGGAGAUAGCAUCAGCCAUGAGCCAGCCGCCUAGCGGAGGCGCUGCUGCUACCGCCUCUCCUCGCCUGCAUCCAGAGGGGAGCAGCAGCCGAAACAAGCAGCAGCAGCAGCAGCAGCGAGCAUCCUCUCCAGCCAGACCCAAGGAUUCGCCCGUCCGCCAGCCCUCCCCGGCUGCUAGCUCAUCCCGCUCCGCGACGGCUGCUGCAGCCGUUGCCUCCAAAGCAAGCUCCGCCCGGCAGCCGCCGCCGCAGCAGCCGCUGCCGCCCGGGCAAAAAGCGGGCCGGGCGAAGGGAGGCGGAGUGGGAGGGGACAAGGCGUCCGCACAGCCUGCGCUAGCGAGGAGCGCGGCGCCGCUGGGAGCUGUCCAGGGCGGGGAUGGUGCUGAAGUUCAAGCCGCCACGCCCCUGGUUCCGGCAGGAGGUUGCCCGAAGGCAGCGCCGAGGCCUGCGGCUGACAAGCGGGAAGCGCCUCCCAGAGACCCCGAGCUUGCCUCUCUCGGAGCCGGAGAGCAGCCGCAGCCGCCGGCUGCAGAGGAGGGGGAAAGGGAGGGCCCCUUCGCGCUCUCACAGCCUCCACCCAAGAGCUGGAGCCGAGGGAAAGCGGGCAGGCCUCUACCGAAGGGCGGAGGGGACGCAGCCCCGGCUCCUCCGGCCUCUUGCGCGGCAGCGAAGGGCGGCGGCUACUGGAAGGAAGGAUGUCUGCAAAGUGAGCUCAUCCAAUUCCACCUCAGGAAGGGGCUGGCAGCGGCCCAGAUGCAAAGCAAAGGCAGCAGCUCGGGGAACGGCGAAGACGCGGCCGCCAAGCAGCCUUCGCCUGCCUCGUCGACCCCGUCGCCAAUGGCACUGGCUGGGGCGGAAGAGGGCAAUGGGCGCAGCCGAGCCGCCGAAUGCGCCUUGAGCCUCAACCCGCAGCAGCAGCAGGAGCUGCAGGAAGAGAUGGAGAAACUGCUGGAGGAGAAUGAGACCCUCAAGAAUGAGAUAGACGAGCUAAGGACCGAGAUGGAUGAGAUGAGGGACAGCUUCUUCGAAGAGGAUGCCUGCCAACUGCAGGAAAUGCGCCAUGAAUUGGAGAGGGCCAAUAAAAAUUGCAGGAUCCUCCAGUAUCGCCUUCGAAAAGCAGAGCGCAAGAGGCUCCGCUAUGCACAAACUGGGGAGAUUGAUGGAGAACUUCUACGUAGCUUGGAGCAAGACCUAAAGGUUGCGAAGGAUGUCUCAGUGAGACUUCACCAUGAGCUGGAAAAUGUGGAAGAAAAACGCACCACCACAGAAGAUGAAAAUGACAAAUUAAGACAGAAGCUAAUAGAAGUAGAGAUCACUAAGCAGGCUUUGCAGAAUGAAUUUGACAAGAUGAAAGAGUCCAUGAAAAGAAGGGGAAGCAAGGACCUUCAGAAAUCAGAGAAAAAGUCACAGCAGACACCCACCGAGGAGGACAGUGAAGAUCUGAAAUGCCAGUUGCAGUUUGUCAAAGAGGAAGCUGCCCUGAUGAGGAAGAAGCUGGCCAAAAUAGACAAGGAAAAGGACAGAUUUGAACACGACCUGCAGAAGUAUCGGUCAUUUUAUGGUGACCUAGACAGUCCCUUACCCAAAGGGGAAGCAGGAGGUCCACCUACCACAAGAGAAUCAGAGCUCAAGCUCCGUCUGAGAUUAGUAGAAGAAGAAGCCAAUAUUCUGGGAAGGAAAAUAGUGGAGCUGGAAGUGGAAAACAGAGGGCUGAAAGCAGAGCUGGACGACUUAAGAGGGGAUGAUUUUUCAGGGGCAGCCAACCCCCUCAUGGGGGAGCAGAACGAAUCCCUCUCAGAAUUACGUCAGCACCUUCAGCUAGUUGAGGACGAAACUGAAUUGCUGAGGAGGAACUUGGCUGAUGUAGAAGAACAAAACAAGCGCAUCACGACAGAGCUGAACAAAUACAAAUACAAGAGUGGGGCUCACGACAGUUCAAGGCACUACGAUAGUGUCAAGAUGGACGCGCUGCAAGAAGAGCUCAAAGCUGCUCGCAUGCAGAUCAAUGACCUCAGUGGUAAAGUCAUGCAGCUCCAGUAUGAGAACAGAGUCUUGAUGUCCAACAUGCAGCGCUAUGAUCUGGCCUCUCAUCUGGGGAUCCGGGGCAGCCCCAGAGACAGUGAUGCUGAAAGUGAUGCAGGGAAAAAAGAAAGUGAUGAUGACUCUCGGCCCCCACACCGCAAGCGCGAGGGGCCCAUUGGUGGGGAAAGUGACUCGGAGGAGGUCCGCAACAUACGUUGCCUGACCCCCACUAGAAGCUUCUACCCAGCGCCAGCAGGGUGGCAGAAAAACUUCACCGACCGGCAGCAAAUGAAGGACAUCCGCUGUGAGGCGGAACGCCUGGGCAAGACGAUAGACCGUCUGAUUUCAGACACAAGCACCAUAAUAACAGAGGCAAGAGUUUAUGUGGCAAAUGGUGACAUGUUUGGACUUAUGGAUGAUGAAGAUGAUGGCAGUCGGAUAAGGGAGCAUGAACUUCUUUACCGGAUAAAUGCCCAGAUGAAGGCGUUCAGAAAAGAGCUCCAGACCUUUAUUGACAGACUAGAAGUUCCAAAGUCUUCGGAUGACCGAAGUACAGAUGAACCUUUGUCAGUGAGUCAGGUAGAUUUUUACCUAUUAAGCCAUCCAGGUAAAAAAAUUCAGCCCAAGAUGCCAUGGAUAUUUGAGCCACAUUUUCUUAAAAUUAUUAUAUAAUAGUCUUCCUUUUACAUUUCUCUGGCUUAAUUGUAAAUUUGCCAGAUUAAUGUUAGUAACCCAAUCACAAUACAGUGGAACCUCGGUUUUCGAGCGUCUCAGAAGCCAAAUGUUUCGGUUUUCAAAUGCCGAAAACCCAGAAGUAAUUGCUUCCACUUUCAAACAUGCCUCGGAAAUUGACCAGCUUCUGAGGCAUGUUUCUCAAUUUUCUCAAUUGAAUCUUCCAACUGCCCUUUGCGCCUCGGUUGUCGAACGUUUCGGAAGGUGAAUGAUCUUCUGGAACGGAUUACGUUUGUCAACCGAGGUUCCACUGUAUUGGAUUCUUAAGACUGUGUGGGGCUGGCAUCAGUACUGGCAAUUGCAUUGGAUCCCUCAUGGCUCCUGCUCCUCAGACUUUCUUGUCUGGGCUUCCCCUCUUGCUUGCUUGCCUGCCAACUUCCUCCCUGGCAAGCUGUGCCGGAUUUACGUAUAAACUGAACAAGCUAUAGUUUAGGGCCCCACUCUCUUGGGACCCCCCCCAAAAAAAAAAUUAAAGGGGAAAAACCCUGGAUGUACAUUUCCAAAAAAUAAGAUAAGUUCAACAAUUACUUUGAUAAAAUACGCAUUUUGUUAUAUGCAAAUGGCUUUAGAUACCUAUUAGGUCCAUAAAUUACCAUAUAGCAUAUAUUCAACACAAAAAACAGUGACAAUUUGUUGUUGACAAAGGACAGCUGGACAUAUAAAGGGCCCCAUUACUGUCAGUAGCUUAGGGCCUAAAUCCGGCCCUGCUGGCAAGCAACCGUGGUAUUAGCAAGGGGGAGCCAGCAGCACCAUAUUGCACAAAGGAGAUGGUGGUCUCACAGUGAGAGUGCUGCUGCUGUUUUCUGUGCCCACACACACACAAAAUUAACAAACCAACCUGGAGUCAGCACUAUAUUCAGCUUUACAAGAUGUGCCAAAUCUAUUGUGGAGGUUGGCAGAAGACUCUCCCCACAUCCAGUAGAACAUCCAGCUCAGAAUCUAGCUAUGAUCCCCUUCAGCCUCCCAGUCGAGCCCAUGAGUUCCUGUCCUCUUGCCAUGCCUCUCCUUACCCUAACCGCUCAGCACAGCAAAUAGACUUCUUAAAACAAAAAAUCACAGGUACCAAUGAAAGUACUUUUUAAGCUUCCCAGCUGUGCAGAAGGAUGGUUAUUUUGGGGGGUGGGUGGGUCACAGUUGGGGAGAGAAGGUUAAUCCCUUCCUCCCUAUGUGUUCUCUCAUCACAAUCAGAUAUGAUUGAAAAAAGGCCCCCAAUGGCUCCAAUGUGAGGGUUUUUUAAAAAAUCCUAAUUGCUCCAGUUGCAACAUUUUUAGGGAAGAGAUUGCAAGUGAGCAGGAUUAACCUUCCCUUCACCAUGCACUUUGACCCUCCUCCCCAUUGCCUGAAAAUCACUGCCUCCCCAUGUGGCAAUUUGGCCUUUAAAAAGCCUCACAUUUGUGAAAUAGCCGGAAUUGCCUUGGAGUCUCUUGCAGAAGCCCAUGCACUAGUUUUUGAAACCUACCCCUGCAUCUUAUAAUUCAUUGGAAUGCCAGGGUUAAUAAUCUAAAUCAUGUAUUUCAAUGUGCCUCUGCUUUGUCAAAGCCACAGGGUUUAUUUCUACAUUAAGUGUGAAGGUUUUUAAAAUUAGGGCUGGCCCAGACUGUCAUCAGCUGUAAUGCUCUGGUAUGUGGUGGGGCAAUGCCUUCUUAAGGUAAAACUUUUGAGGUGAGAGACAAAUGCAUGUGUGCAUUUCCCCCCUCAGAGAUGGUAGAAAAAUCCAUGAGAAUUAUGUGUCAGGGAGUACAGAUGCAUAUGCAUGCUCCUCUGGUCAUAUACUACAUAAUAUACAUGGUAAAGGUAAAGGUAAAGGGACCCCUGACCAUUAGGUCCAGUCGUGACCGACUCUGGGGUUGCGCGCUCAUCUCGCAUUAUUGGCCGAGGGAGCCGGCGUAUAGCUUCCAGGUCAUGUGGCCAGCAUGACAAAGCCGCUUCUGGCAAACCAGAGCAGCACAUGGAAAUGCCGUUUACCUUCCCGCUGUAGCGGUUCCUAUUUAUCUACUUGCAUUUUGACGUGCUUUCGAACUGCUAGGUUGGCAGGAGAAUAUACAUGGUAGGAGGUUGCAAAUUUAGACUCAAUGCACCCCAAAAAAUCAACAGCUUGCCAAUGUUUGAAUUUGUCCUGACAUUCAUGUUUAAUGAAUGGAUGUGGUUUUAACCUUUCCUCUGUCAGUAAAUCAUAGAUGCAAUGAACGUAGUGCUGCCCAUUGCAAGUGGAUGGAAAUGAAAAGUGAAAUAAAAUUUCACAAACUGGCAAAAGGAAAACCAAAUAAAAGCAUGGCAGCAUUUUCAUGAGACAAUUUUGAUGUAAUCUCAGAUCUAAGGCAAUAUAGUCAACUUCAGAAUACCAUUGAUGAGAAUUUGUUUCCAAGAUAAAAGCAAUCUUUUGAAAAUUGAUCUGCUAAAACUAGUCAGCCCAAGCACACAGUGUCUUUGCAGGUCUAGGUUCCAGAUACUGAUUUUUUCACUCUCUGGAAAUUUGUUUGCUUAUUGUUUCAUUAAUAUAGCAUUAUCUUGUCUUUGUACCUUCCCAGAUGUUCCAGCCUAUCAUUUUACUGAUUCUCAUCCUUGUAUUAUUUUCAUCCCUUUCUUACACAACAAUAUUUAAGCUUGUCUUCCUUUUCACACUGUUCUUUGUGCUGUAGACCUUUUUUUCAUCAUUUUACCAUUCAUUGUAGUAUUAUUUUCAGUUUGUUUUGUUUUGUCCAUCCCUCCCAAGACAAGAAGUGCAAGAGCUAUAAGUUUCUGUAGCCAUCACUACUGUUGUAAAAACACUGAAGACUACUUGUUUGAAAGAAGGCAAACCAGCCCUUAGGUGCCAAAAUGCAGUCACACAGGAAGCAACGACAAACAGAGGACACCAUCUCCACAAUGGAAUUGAUUGUGGUCAUCAAAAAAAAAAAAGCUAGGUAAGUAGGUUAAAAACAGAUAUUCAUUCUUUUUAUUUAUCUAUUUUAUUUUUAGGGGGGGAAAUGGGAA
Messenger RNA from Zootoca vivipara (common lizard), 5729 nucleotides. The record is from RefSeq and is a predicted model, not a curated record. NCBI's taxonomy places the organism in Eukaryota, Metazoa, Chordata, Lepidosauria, Squamata, Lacertidae.